Molecule: messenger RNA, 1359 nt
Organism: Penicillium lagena
Lineage: Eukaryota; Fungi; Ascomycota; Eurotiomycetes; Eurotiales; Aspergillaceae
Product: M24 family metallopeptidase
Exons: 1
Coding region: 1-1359 (452 amino acids)
Source: RefSeq, a predicted model, not a curated record
AUGGUCAUCGUGAAGAAGCCCGAGCCUUUCAAGAAGGCUCUCCACUUCACUAUUGAGGAGUUUCAGGAGAGACGCAGCCGGGCCCUCGCCCUCAUGAAGCGGGAGAACCUCGAUGGCUUCCUCAUGACUAAACAAGAGUCCCUCUACUACUUCACCGGCUUCGACACAUUUGGCUACGUCUUCUUUCAAGCUAUGUACUUUCACAGCGAUGGACGUAUGCGUCUGAUUACUCGUUCGCCAGACCUGCGCCAGGCCCUCUACACCUCCAUCCUUGAAAAGAAGGACAUCAUGAUCCGGUCUGAUGAGGCCACUGCCAACCCCGUCUCUCUUGUUCCCGAGGUGUUAAAGGAGUUUGGUAUCAAUUCACCCUCUAAGAGGAUCGGCUACGAGCCAGACUCGUGCACCCUGAAUCUGCGUGUCGGGAAGCUGCUCCUGGAAGCUGUCGAGGGCCUUUGCACUCUUGUCGACCAUAGCACCUUGUUCGGCCGGGAACUACGCCUCAUCAAGUCUGAGACGGAGAUCCGCAAAAUCCGUAAGGCCGCAUACCUUGUCGACUUUGCCCUCAUCCGUGCACUCAAAAUCGCUAAGCCGGGCGCUUACGAGGGCGACCUGUGGCGCGAGAUAGUUGGCACCGUCUACGAGGGCGGCGGCGAUGAUCCGGCCAAUGAGAACAUCCUCGUGUCUGGCAAUAAGGCCGUCCUGACUCGCUAUUCUACUGGCAAGUCUAAGAUCGACCGACAGAUUACCCUAGAGCACGGCGCGGCGUAUAAGCACUACCACGCAUGUCUAAUGCGGACGAUCCCGCUAGGCGGCGUCAGUAAGCUGGCAAGGCGUAUGCACGAGGUCAAUAUCCUGCAGAUGAAGGCUGCCAUGGAGGCUCUCAAGCCAGGCAGGGAGAUUGGCGACGUAUUUGAGGCGUAUGCCCGCGUUGCUGAUGAGAACGGUUUCCGCGAGCAGAGACUCAGCGCCUGCGGCUACAGUAUGGGCGCUACUUUUGCCCCGACCUGGAUGGACUUCCCCAUGUUUGUGCGUGGCCAGGAUGUUGUCGCCCAGAAGGGCAUGGUCUUCUUUAUCCACAUUAUUCUCAUGGACAUGGCCACCGAUACGGCCAGCUCCAUCGGACAGACUGUCGAGGUCACCGCAGACGGCUGUGUGCCACUCUCCAAGCUGCCUUUCUGCCUCACUCGCAAGCAGACUCUUGCUGCCUGGAAAAAAAUUUGCAAGGAGGAUUAUGGCUUCUCUGCCGAGGAAGAAGAUGAUGGCGAGAACCUGCAGGACAUUGAGCUUUCUGACGGCGAGACCGACGCCGAGGAUUACGACAUUGAUUACGACUUUAGUGACUACCAGGGGGCGACCUAG